This is a messenger RNA of Teleopsis dalmanni, 747 nucleotides long. RefSeq names its product odorant receptor 2a-like. Gene Ontology annotation, cellular component: plasma membrane. Gene Ontology annotation, molecular function: odorant binding; olfactory receptor activity. The record is from RefSeq and is a predicted model, not a curated record. Bases 1 to 747 code for a protein of 248 amino acids. The transcript has a single exon. Gene Ontology annotation, biological process: detection of chemical stimulus involved in sensory perception of smell; sensory perception of smell. NCBI's taxonomy places the organism in Eukaryota, Metazoa, Arthropoda, Insecta, Diptera, Diopsidae.
AUGUUACUUCGAAACCCUAUCGACAGAAAUCAGAAGUUGGAUUCAAGCCUUGCUACGCGUUACUUGUGGAUUAGUUGGCGUAUAUCUGGCGUGUAUCCACCUAAAAAAUAUCGUACCGCUUAUUAUAUUUACGCCGUCAUUUCAAAUUUAAUUGCAGUAUUAUUGCCUAUUUCAACGAUCACCAAUAUCUUUUUUAUCAAGGGUUUGCAACUUAUGGUAGAAAAUCUUUCAUUAACGGUUACAGUAGUAACUGCAACGAUUAAGCAUUUUAUUUUAUAUCUCUAUCAAGAUCAUUUACUACAAACAAAUAUUUAUUUAAAAAAACUUGACAAACGAUCCAAUGAACAUCCUAGAGAUCGUUAUCACGUACUGUUCGCGAUUCGCAUAUGUCAUAUCUUCUAUUUGGUAUACAAUAUAUUGUUCACUGUAGCUGCUUAUGGAUUUGCGGUUAUUGGAGUAAGAACACAUCAGUUAUUGUUUAAUGGCUGGUAUCCAGAUUUUUUCAAUGACGAAACAAAGAAUUAUCAUGCAGCAUUUAUAUUUCAAUUUCUUGCUAUUACAAUAUAUGUAUUCCAAAAUACAAACAAUGACAUGUACCCACAAUGUUAUGUGGCUAUCAUGAUUGGACACUUGCGUGCGUUAAUUGAAAGAAUCGAGAGAAUCGGUAAAGAUGAUAGAGUCAGUGAUGAAGAUAAUCUGGAUGAAUUAUUGGCAUGCAUUCAAGAUCAUAAAAAUAUUUUAAAGUAA